ACCAUUUAACCUGGCAGAGCGGAAGACUAAUUCCCAUUCAGUAGUAGAAUGUGAUCAUGCUCGGAAAGAAGUGAGUGUACGAACUGGAGGGCUGGCAGACAAGAGCUCCAGGAAAACGUACACUUUUGAUAUGGUUUUUGGAGCAUCUACUAAACAAAUUGAUGUUUAUCGAAGUGUUGUUUGUCCGAUUCUGGAUGAAGUUAUUAUGGGCUACAAUUGCACUGUCUUUGCAUAUGGCCAAACUGGCACUGGGAAAACCUUUACAAUGGAAGGUGAAAGGUCACCUAAUGAAGCGUAUACCUGGGAGGAGGAUCCUUUGGCUGGUAUAAUUCCACGUACUCUUCAUCAGAUUUUUGAGAAACUUACUGAUAGUGGUACUGAAUUUUCAGUCAAAGUAUCUCUGUUGGAAAUCUAUAACGAAGAACUUUUUGAUCUCCUUAAUCCAUCUUCUGAUGUUUCUGAGAGACUACAGAUGUUUGAUGAUCCUCGUAACAAGAGGGGAGUGAUAAUCAAAGGUUUAGAAGAAAUUACAGUACACAAUAAGGAUGAAGUCUAUCAAAUUUUGGAGAAGGGAGCAGCAAAAAGGACAACUGCAGCAACUUUGAUGAAUGCGUACUCUAGUCGUUCCCACUCAGUUUUUUCUGUUACAAUACAUAUGAAAGAGACCACAAUUGAUGGAGAAGAGCUUGUUAAAAUUGGAAAGUUGAACUUGGUUGAUCUUGCAGGAAGUGAAAACAUUGGCCGUUCUGGAGCUGUUGAUAAGAGGGCGCGGGAAGCUGGAAAUAUCAAUCAAUCCCUGUUGACUUUGGGAAGGGUCAUUACUGCUCUUGUGGAAAGAACACCUCACGUUCCUUAUCGAGAGUCUAAACUAACUAGAAUCCUCCAAGAUUCUCUUGGGGGUCGUACAAAAACAUCUAUAAUUGCAACAAUUUCUCCUGCAUCUUCCAAUCUUGAG
Molecule: messenger RNA, 955 nt
Organism: Castor canadensis (American beaver)
Lineage: Eukaryota; Metazoa; Chordata; Mammalia; Rodentia; Castoridae
Source: RefSeq, a predicted model, not a curated record